CCGCAUGUUAAACCGGGCCGUUACACUGGCUUUAAUUAAAAAAUCCGCUCUCUCGCGCACAAGACAUCUCGUGAGCCGAUCUGAGCCGAGACCGAAUUAGAAUAAAAUCAAUGUUUAAGUGGGUAUAGUCCUUUUUCCUGCCUCAGAUAUGAUCUGAUAGGCAAACAAUUACUGGAAUACAACACACUGGGGGGAUGAAUAAUAGAAGGCUGAGCAAAUUUAUGGAAUUUAUUAAUGAGAAUAAAAUGAGCACCAAGAUGAUGCUAUUACCACCAGUUACACCACAUUUUUCUGAAUCUCAUGGCAUUGCAAUUAUUCAGCAUGUUAAGCUGUCUCAGCGUUAUGGCUCUAUCAAAGUGCAGUAUAUGAAAUCUUAUCCGUGUGGGUGAGUGGAUCGGGCCACGGCGGGGUUGGAGAAAAGGACAAAUCACGUCAUAUUCUUGCAUGAAGUUAUUUUGUCCUAUCAGAGGUGGAGAGGUCACUGACGGCUGAGCCUGCCAGUGACCGCUUUUACCCGGGUGGGUUACACAGGACACGUGCGUGGGGAUCCAACCAGCCUGUGUUUAAGCAUAAAUCUCUUUACACUAUUCUCCUAUAGGGUAAAGCAUCCUGAACAGACACUCCUAUUCAAAUGCUUUGUCCUCUAUCUCAGGGACACUGCGCAUCUCUGUGCUCCCCCCGUGUGUCGGUGCGCAGACUCAUUUAACUGCCCGAGGAACAUAAACAAGCAACGGAAACUAUAGCAGUAUUAAAUCAAGCCCCGCGUUUAGCCCACAUAUUGGGUGCCAAGUUUCUCCGCACAGUCCAGGAAUCUCUAAACAGGGUUUAGAGGUCUUUCAGAAGUCCCCCUUUUUUUCCCUCUCAAAGCCCGGAUUGGUCACAGUGCGGCUCAUUUGCAUGCCUCGCCGUAUAAACCCUCCUGCAGACACUGCAGCCCUCUUGCGCUGAGAGCAGCACACCUCCAGUAGAGAGAGAGCGGAGCGCAUCCAGAGCGCGCAGUGAAAGACAUAUGGAAUAUUUAUUACAGGCUUUAUACUAAAGAAGAAAAAAAAAAACAGCCCCGGAGAGUCGACAAGAGCCGGGAAGGGAUAGCUUUUUUUUUUCAGGUGUUUGGUUUAAACUUUAAACUGGACUCUUUUCGGACAGUUUGCUGCUGAAUUUCAGAUUUAUUUUGGAGUGAAGGUGUCAAGAUGGGAGAAACAGGGUGGAACGGGCUGUUGGUGCUCGUGUGCGUCUCUUUGCUGAGCCUGUCUGCUGUCACACAAGGAAAGACGGUGAAAUAUCAGACAUUUGAGGAAGACGCACCAGGGACAGUGAUUGGAAACUUGGCCAAGGACAUCUCCUCCACUCCCUCUUCCUCGGGAGGCUCCAGGACCAAUUUCAGGAUGAUGAAACAGUUCAACUCCUCUUUCAUCCGUCUGAGGGAGAGCGACGGGCAGCUGAGCAUAGGAGAGAGGAUAGACAGAGAGCGCGUCUGCAAACACACCCUGCACUGCCUCAUCGCUUUCGACGUGGUCAGCUUCUCCAAAGAGCAGUUUAAACUCAUCCACGUCGAGGUGGAGGUCAAGGACAUCAACGACAACUCCCCCGAGUUUCCCCGGAAAGAGUCGAGUCUGGAGAUCUCCGAAAACACAGCGGUGGGCACGCGGAUCCCGCUGGACUUUGCCGUGGACGAGGAUGUUGGGGUGAACUACAUCCAAAGCUACCAGAUCUCCGUCAACAGCCACUUUUCAAUCGACGUGCUCAGCAGGGCCGACGGGGUUAAAUAUGCGGAGCUGGUGCUCAUGAAAGAGCUGGACCGGGAGACGCAGGCUUCUUACGCGCUGGAGCUCGUGGCUAUGGACGGAGGCAACCCGUCCCGCACCGGAACAACGCGCAUAAACGUCAAGGUGAAAGACUACAACGACAACAGCCCGGUGUUUGACAGGAACAGCUUCUCCGUGGACCUGCCUGAGGACGCACCGGUGGGCUCGCUCCUGCUGGACCUGAACGCCGAGGACCCUGACGAGGGGCUGAACGGUGAGGUGGUGUACGGGUUCGGUAACCAGGUGCCCCCAGAAAUACGACAACUCUUCAGAGUGGACAGGAAGACCGGACGGCUCACCCUGGAGAGCCCGAUUGACUUUGAAAGUAAGACCACGUACGAGUUUGACGUCCAGGCCACCGACCUGGGUCCGAACCCGAGCCCGGCCAUCUGCAAAAUAGUGGUGCAGGUGCAGGAUGUUAACGACAACGCACCGGAGAUCUCCAUCACCCCCAUGACGUCCAUCACGGCGGGGAUAGCGUACAUCACAGAGGCGGCGGCCAGAGAGAGCUUCGUGGCUCUGGUCAGCACCUCGGACAGAGACUCGGGCGCUAACGGACAGGUGCACUGCACCUUGUACGGACACGACCACUUCAGACUGCAGCAGGCGUACGAGGACAGCUUCAUGAUUGUGAGUACCAGCCCGUUAGACCGGGAGAAGAUCCCCGAGUAUAACCUCACAGUGGUGGCGGAGGACUUGGGCUCGCCCCCCUUCAGGACCAUCACUCAGUACACCAUCAGGCUGACGGAUGAGAACGACAACGCGCCGGUGUUCAGUAAGCCGGUGUACGAGGUGUCAGUGGUGGAGAACAACGCACCUGGGGCAUACAUCACCACGGUGGUGGCGCGGGACAUGGACAUGGGGUCAAACGGGAAGGUCAGCUACAAACUGGCGGACACCUACUUCAUGGGCUCUCCCAUCGCCACCUUCGUGUCUCUGGACCCGGCCAGCGGUUCGCUUUACGCGCUCCGCAGCUUCAACUAUGAGGUGAUGAAACAGCUGGAGCUCCGCAUCUCGGCGAGUGACGGCGGCUCCCCGCCCCUGUCCGGCAGCGCCAAUGUCUAUGUGAGGAUAGUGGACCAGAACGAUAACGCCCCGGUCAUCACUCAGCCGGCCCUCAACAACGGCUCCGCUGAGGUGCUCCUGCCCCGGGACGCACCGACAGGCUACGUCAUUACCCGCGUGGAGGCGCGGGAUGCGGAUGAGGGCGUGAACUCGGACCUGUCCUACGGGCUGGCCACCGGUGAGCCCUCCGUGUUCUCCGUGAACAAAGCCACCGGGGAGAUCUACCUGAACCAGGUGCUCAGCCACGACGUGGACGAGACUCUCAGCGUGACCGUGACGGUGAGUGACAACGGGAGGCCCGCGCUCACCUCCACCGCCACGCUCCACUUCCUCAUCAUCGCGGGCUCCCCGCCGAGCGACAGGACAGUGUACCAGUCAAGCGGCGGGGACGAGGUGCACGCGCAGUGGGACCUGUCGGUGGUGAUUAUUGUUGUCCUCGCGGGGAGCUGCACGCUCCUGCUGCUCGCAAUCAUCCUCAUCGCCACCACCUGCAACCGGCGCAAGCAGGACAAAGGCGGAGAAGACAGCGACUCUUACGGGGAGAAGGGCACGCUGGAGCGGGGCAGGAGCCACGUGGUGGACAACCCGCUGCUGCCUCUCCAUGGAUCCGGGGGAGGAGCGGGCUUUGACGGACACUCCUACAGCAGCCAGCCCGGUGGGUUCACCUCGGCUCACCCCGGGGGCAGUGACAUGUGCUCGGCCUCAGAGGACGGCAGCGAGGUGCCCUGCGUGUAUGACUCAGACAGCAACAGCAAGACCCGAGGGAAUAAACACGAGGGCUACUCCACUCUGCCCGGCUAUGGGAACGGGAAGGAGGCUGUGAGGCCCAUCACCAUCUGGAAGGGGAACUCUUACACCACCAUCUCUGCCAGGGACCCGGCCUUCAGCGGCAAAGACAGUGGCAAGGGGGACAGUGACUUCAAUGACAGUGACAGUGACGUCAGUGGAGACACUGGCCUGAAGAAAGACGGGGCAGUGGUUCCUCCCAUGGGCGGCCAAAAUGGUCUGUGGGCUUGCACCAGUGAGUGUAAGGUCCUGGGUCACUCAGACCGCUGCUGGAGCCCCUCGGCAGUAAGAAGCAACGCAGCUCCCUCUCCAGCCCCCACCCUCUCCUCCUUCAACAGCCUCUCCAAGACGGCCUCCCUGCCCCGGGACCCCCACCGCAGGGACAACUACUACCAGGCCCACAUCCCCAAGACGGUGGGGCUGCAGAGUGUGUACGAGAAGGUGCUGCACAGAGAGUACGACUACGUCCUGGUCACCCCCCCCAGGCCUGUGAGGGUGCAGGAGAUUAGUGAUAUAACCAUCCCUGUUUACACCCCGACCCCGACGCACUGCCCCAACAACGACAUUUAAAACAGACAAUUACACACACACGCACCAACAUCCACACUUAAGCUCACUCUCAAAGAAAUGUAUAGUGUGUUCAGAUUUUUAAUUUAUGACUCAUUGACAAGGAGAAUAAUGUAACUAUUCGUUGCCAUGGAGAGUGUGCACAUAUAAGUUUAUAUCCUAAUAUUUGUGUGUUUUUGUUUUAUUGUAAAAGCCACAUUUGAAGUCCUUUCAAUCACAAGUUCUGUUGGACAUGAAGUGUAUCAUAUGCAAGUUUUGUACAUACAGAGAUUUUAUUUUUUAUAAAAGUAAUAAUUAAACAAAGAUAUGUAGAUAUGAAAUGUAAUUAUUGAUCUUUAAGCAUGCUGACUAUUUAAAAUGGCCCCAGAAACUGUUCAGUUUGAGGGCAGGUGACCCACGGUGUAUCAAGUUGAUAACGAUGUAUGAAAUUAUUUGAAUGCAAUAAUAAGUAAUUGUACAGAUUUUUUUAUCAUCACAAUAUGAGAGAAAAUAAACUUUGAAAUACUGUUCUGAG
This is a messenger RNA of Seriola aureovittata, 4737 nucleotides long. Its product is annotated as protocadherin-8-like. Bases 1191 to 4226 code for a protein of 1011 amino acids. NCBI's taxonomy places the organism in Eukaryota, Metazoa, Chordata, Actinopteri, Carangiformes, Carangidae. Gene Ontology annotation, biological process: homophilic cell-cell adhesion. The transcript is spliced from 3 exons. The record is from RefSeq and is a predicted model, not a curated record. Gene Ontology annotation, cellular component: plasma membrane. Gene Ontology annotation, molecular function: calcium ion binding.